Melanotaenia boesemani (Boeseman's rainbowfish) is the source of this 3684-nucleotide messenger RNA. It is a transcript of the gene btbd9, whose product is annotated as BTB (POZ) domain containing 9. NCBI's taxonomy places the organism in Eukaryota, Metazoa, Chordata, Actinopteri, Atheriniformes, Melanotaeniidae. Bases 184 to 2019 code for a protein of 611 amino acids. The transcript has 11 exons. Gene Ontology annotation, molecular function: protein binding. Gene Ontology annotation, biological process: modulation of chemical synaptic transmission; adult locomotory behavior; circadian behavior. The record is from RefSeq and is a predicted model, not a curated record.
GCUUGCGUGUUGGCCCAGUUUUAGUUUCCACUGCUGUGAUGUUGGAACAUUUGUGUGUUUUUGAAUUUGGUGCUCAAAUUUACCCCAAAUUGGAAAAUCUGCAAUUGCUGUAUUUAUUAAGUUAAUCUGAUCUAAACACGGAAGUGAAUGGUAGCUGAUCGAUGUGACUGAUAGCCGACGACCAUGAGCAACAGUCAUCCUCUGCGUCCAUUGGCCUCCGUAUCAGAGAUCGACCACAUCCACUUGCUGUCGGAGCAGCUGGGAGCGCUGGUGCUCGGUGAGGAGUACAGCGAUGUCACCUUUAUCGUGGAAGGAAAGCGCUUCCCGGCGCACAGAGUCAUCCUAGCAGCUCGCUGUCACUAUUUCAGGGCCCUGCUGUAUGGUGGGAUGAAAGAGUCCCAACCCCAGGCAGAGGUGUCUUUAGAGGAGAUACGGGCUGAAGCUUUCUCCAUGCUGUUAAACUACCUAUACACAGGCCGUGCCAGCCUAAGUUCUGCCCGGGAAGAGGUGCUACUGGACUUCCUGGGCCUGGCUCACCGCUACGGCCUUCAGCCUCUUGAGGAUUCAACCUCUGAAUUCCUCCGCACCAUCCUACACACCAAUAACGUCUGCCUAGUUUUUGAUGUUGCAAGUCUCUACUCACUGAGCACGCUCAGUGCAGCCUGCUGCGCCUACAUGGACAGACAUGCACCCGAAGUGUUGAGUUCUGAUGGUUUUCUCACUCUUUCCAAGACCGCUCUGCUGACGGUGGUCAGGCGGGACUCCUUUGCUGCCAGUGAGAAGGAGAUCUUCCAGGCCUUGUGUCGCUGGUGCCGGCAGCACGAGGACGGGGCUGACACCCAGGAAGUGAUGUCAGCGGUGCGGCUGCCGCUCAUGACUCUGACGGAGAUGCUGAACGUGGUGCGACCGUCUGGCCUUCUGAGUCCAGACGACCUGCUGGACGCCAUCAAGACUCGCUCAGAGAGCCGCAACAUGGACCUGAACUACCGAGGAAUGCUCAUACCAGAGGAGAACAUCGCCACCAUGAAGUAUGGUGCUCAGGUGGUGAAAGGAGAGCUGAAGUCUGCACUGCUGGACGGGGACACCCAGAACUACGACCUGGACCAUGGCUUCUCCAGACAUCCCAUUGAAGAGGACGGUCGGGCCGGGAUUGAGGUCAAACUGGGCCAGCCGUCCAUCAUCAAUCAUAUCCGCCUGUUGCUAUGGGACAGAGACAGCCGGUCGUACUCGUACUACAUCGAGGUGUCCAUGGAUGAGCUGGACUGGGUGCGUGUUGUCGACCACUCCAAGUAUCUCUGCCGCUCAUGGCAGAAUCUUUACUUCACACCUCGUGUUUGCAGGUAUGUUCGCAUUGUGGGAACUCACAACACUGUCAACAAAGUCUUCCACCUCGUAGCAUUUGAAUGCAUGUUCACCAACCGCCCAUUUACCCUGGAAAAUGGACUUCUUGUGCCCAGUGAGAAUGUGGCGACGAUUGCAUGCUGUGCCAGCGUCAUUGAGGGAGUGAGUCGUAGCAGAAAUGCUUUGCUCAAUGGCGACACUCGCAACUACGACUGGGACUCUGGAUACACUUGUCAUCAACUGGGCUCUGGAGCCAUCGUCAUCCAAGUCGCCCAGCCCUACUCCAUUGAAUCCUUAAGGCUGCUACUCUGGGACUGUGAUGAGCGAUCCUACAGUUAUUAUGUUGAAGUUUCCACCAACCAGCAGCAGUGGACAAAGGUGGUCGACCGCACCAGGGUGUCAUGUCGAUCGUGGCAGACGUUAAAGUUUGAUAAGCAGCCUGCUUCCUUCAUUCGAAUUGUUGGGACUCACAACACUGCCAACGAGGUGUUCCACUGUGUUCACUUCGAGUGUCCGGCCCAGCUGGACAUAGAGGUCACUGAAGGCAGUCCGGGUUUGGAUUCAUCCGAUUCUGGGGCAGCCACCCUGCAUCAGCAUCCUCAGCGACCUUCACGCAGACACAUCCUAGUGCCAUCCGAGCCCUUCUCCCCUUCCUCCUCCUCCUCAUCUUCCCCUUAGUCUCACCAUUAAGAGCCCCCUUCACUCCUUUGUUGGAAGGUGCUGAGAGGAAGCGAGAGAAUGCCAUUUUGCACAGCUUUCAUCAUCCAGACUGCACUGCUACAAGCUGCUACGGUGAUCAUUUUGUUGUCAUAGUCCAUGGUCCCUCCAUCACAUGUGCAGCAGUAGAAACUGGUGUACCUGUAGCAGCAGCAUCAAGGUUCCAGUCUUCCCAGUUAUGAGACUGAAAAUUAGGCAUAACAUCGGCUGGCUUUUGAAUUUUUAUAAAGGAACUUUUUAGCUACAAAAACUCCUUUUUAAAAACAAUGAAGGUUGAACACUGACAUGGUUUUACUGUAUCACAGAAGAACGGUAAGAGCAGGGUGGGCUAGAGGUAGCUAUUUGAAUUCAGUGCAUUCAGUGAUAAUAAAAGAAAUACAGAAGUUAUCAAGCUAUUUUUUAAAGAAACUGUCUUAAAAAGACUUUACUCACUUUUCAUACCAUCAUGCUAACAGAGUGGCAGUCAAGUAUUUUUCAAAGUUUUUGAUUUCAUUCUUAAAAUUUGCCAAAGUUGUGUAGCUCAUUUUUCCUGAGGCUGCAUUUUGUAUGCAAGUAGCACUUAACCCAAUGAUGCGUUUGCAUAUUAAAUAAUAACUGUGGAGAAUUUCAAGAACAGGCUUUCACACCCAAAACCAAAAUUUAUGGUGGGGACUUUUUGAUAAUUAUUUUAAUACCUCAAAAAAAUAAAAACUUGCUAAAACUGACAUUUAAGGGAGUGUCUAAAUAUUUUGAGCAGCGGAUUGGCUUAGCACAGAUAAUUGGAAAAUCAAUCAGCUUGUUGAAAGUAGGAGCUUAAAGGCUCGGACCAAAUUAUGUAUGCACUAGGGCUGCCGGAGUUUAUACACGGUGGAAAGAUGAGCAGCUGCCAUUGGCACUUUAUUUUAGUAUCUAGAAAUAAAGGCUGCAGCUUGAGUCUUCUGACUGAACAACAGUACUGGAGUGCUGGAUUUGGUUUCUUGCUUUUUUUUGUAUGUUAAUUUAAAUGUCACGGCUCUUUGGGCUUAAACAGUCUUUUUUUGUAGUUUUCUUUAAAUUAAGCUAUCAUUGCUGUGGUUAUGUUCCUGUCUACAGAUGAUGCACUUUUUUUGUUUUAUUUAAAUAUGCAUAAACAACCUGGAUAAUCCACCUGUGUUUGUUCCUUUAGGCAUCCAUCCACAUUUUAGACGAUUAACCAUUAGUUGGAUAAAGUCUUCCUUAAUAAAGAAAGGAAAUAGGGCUUUGUUUUGAUUUAUAUUGUGUUGUUGAGAAGACAUACUCACAUAUAACUUCAUGUGUAUAUACAUAGUUUCUAAUAUAUUUGUUGUUUUUAGGCAUUGAUGUGUGAUUGUGUUUCACUCUUGUUUAACAUGUUGCCUCAAAAGAAAAAAAAAAGUGUGACUUUAGAAAACUGACAUUGUUUGAUUAUUCCCUUAUUUGCUGGUCUGAAUGUCUGCUGUUCAAGUUGAGUACAAGCAAUAUAUUUUUGUCAAGUCCAAAAAGCUUCAGUUACAGAGCAAAGUGUGCUAAUUGAUCAGUUACUGUACCAUCUACUCGUCAUGCUCUUGACACCAACGUCCUGUCUGCUCAACGAGCAACGUUCACGCUGCCCAGUGAGGGCUUGUCAUUCAUUAAACUUACACUGUUGAA